AUGAGCCUAUCAGGCAAGGUAGCUAUCGUGACCGGUGCCUCUCGCGGGAUUGGUGCUGGGAUUGCAUUAGAGCUUGCAAAACAGGGAGCAAAGGUCGUGCUCACCUACGUGUCAACCAGCAGUGAAAAUGCCAUCGAUAAAGUUAUACAUCAGAUACAUAGUUUGAAUAACGGCUCUGAUGCUAUUAAAGUGAGAAUCGACCUCCACCAGCCCGAAGCCCCCGAAACGAUCCUCUCAGCUACCUUCCGCGCGUUUCCCUCAAGCGAGAAAAAGGUAGAUAUACUUGUCAAUAACGCGGCACAUUCACACUGCAAGCUUCUCGCGGACACGGAAAUGGAGGACUACACCUCUAUGUUCGAUGUGAACGUCCGCAGCACCAUUUUCAUGACCAAGGCUGUGUUGCCAUACCUCCGUGCCCCGGCGCGCAUUAUUAACAUCACCUCUGUCGCUGCUCGUCGAGGCUCGGUGGGAUUUUCAAUUUACUCGGCUACUAAAGCAGCUGUGGAAGGGUUUACCAGGGCCUUGGCUUGCGAGCUGGGACCGUAUGGUCAUACCGUCAAUGCUGUGGCCCCUGGAGCCGUGGAGCCAGGUAUGCUUCGGGGUUCGGUUCCUGAUGACUUGGUGAAGUAUAUCCUGGACAGCACGCCUCUGGGGAACAGGGUUGGGACUCCGGAGGAGAUUGCUGCCGUCGUCACCUUCUUGGCUGAUCCGAGGGCGGGUUGGCUGACGGGUCAGACUAUCUGUCCAAGUGGGGGACUGAACAUGGUUUGA
Molecule: messenger RNA, 771 nt
Organism: Aspergillus caelatus
Lineage: Eukaryota; Fungi; Ascomycota; Eurotiomycetes; Eurotiales; Aspergillaceae
Product: SDR family NAD(P)-dependent oxidoreductase
Exons: 2
Coding region: 1-771 (256 amino acids)
Molecular function (GO): oxidoreductase activity
Source: RefSeq, a predicted model, not a curated record